AUGGCACCGCCGCCCUCUCCUUCUACCCCACAAGCUUCCUCUCUCUUGGACCCGUUCUCCCCGCACAGCUCGCUGGACUCCUUCCACGCUCACGCCCUGCGCACGGGCCUGUCACCCAGCAGCACGGUCUAUGCCGGCACUACCUACGAGUACCUCGCGCAGGACACCCUCCGGCCGUACGGCUUCCGUCUGCACCGUGUGGGCGGCCGGGGCGAUCGCGGCGUCGACCUCGCGGGUAUCUGGGAGGUGCCGGCCCUGUCACGCUCUGACGGAUGGAAGGAGAAGGAGAAGGACAAGAAGAAGAGGGAUGACAUUACGACUACGAGACAUUGGCGUGAGUCUCCGGGCAUCGAAGAAUUAGGGGAUGCCGUCGACACCCUCCGCCUCCAGGUCCUCGUCCAGUGUAAGCGGCUGGCGGGCAGGCAUGCGAGGAUCGGGCCAAACUUGGUCAGGGAGUUGGACGGGGCCGUCAGGGCGACUAGAAGUGCAGCGUUGGUCAAUAUGGUGUACUCUAAGGCCACGAUGGAGGGUUCAGCGAAAGAAGAUGGAGACUCGGGGAGCAGCAGCGAAGACGAGCCGCGACAGUCGAGCUUAAUGGUCGGCCCGGCCAUUGGUGUCCUGGUGGGUACGAGGCCAGCAACCAAAGGCGUGGUCGACAGUAUGAGCCGGUCGACUCGUGGGCUGGUCUGGGUCAUGAUGGAAGAAGUCACCGAUCAAGAGACAGGGGUCGGGGGAGAACGACAUGCUGUUAGCCAGCCAGAGUCGAUUGCCUCCGCGGCGAACUUGAGAGGCCGCAUCAAGCAGAUCCUCUGGAACCACGCCGCACGCGAAGCAGGACUCGAAGGCGUCGACGUGGUCAAACGCUACGACUCGGACGGCCAGGAAGAGGUGGUUCUGAUGCGCGGCGGCCGGGUCUGGGGUGGAGGGAUGAACAGGUGA
Messenger RNA from Fonsecaea erecta, 939 nucleotides. RefSeq lists its product as hypothetical. Gene Ontology annotation, cellular component: mitochondrion. Lineage: Eukaryota; Fungi; Ascomycota; Eurotiomycetes; Chaetothyriales; Herpotrichiellaceae. The record is from RefSeq and is a predicted model, not a curated record. The transcript has a single exon. Bases 1 to 939 code for a protein of 312 amino acids.